UCCACGUGUUACUCAUUGACCGCUGGCCUGGAAUCUGUUCUGUUUCUUCUUGUUCAGCGUGGGGAGAGAGGGUUCUGUGUUAUUCACGAUCGAAGGGUGUAGAUCUAGUUUUAUUACAUUAUAUUUUAUUCAAUAUGCUACGAUCAUUGUCAAGGUGUUCAAAUGUUUUCCGCCUCGCGACUCCUGCACUUAGCAGAAGAUGUGCAAGCACAAAUAUACCAAAGAAAACAACACAGCUCAGAUCAAUGUUAGAAUCCCCUGAAUUAGAGUUUAUAAUGGAGGCUCAUAAUGGGCUUAGCGCUAAGAUAGUACAAGAAGCAGGUUUUAAAGGUAUCUGGGGUAGUGGUUUAUCUGUAUCAGCACAAUUAGGAGUACGUGACAGUAAUGAAGCAUCUUGGACACAAGUGGUAGAUGUUCUUGAAUUCAUGAGCGAUGCAACUGAUAUUCCUAUUCUUCUGGAUGCCGACACUGGUUAUGGUAAUUUCAAUAAUGCAAGACGAUUGGUUCGAAAGCUUGAGAUGAGGGGCAUAGCAGGAGCUUGUUUGGAAGACAAGCUUUUUCCAAAGACUAACUCACUUUUGGAUGGCCGUGCACAGCCACUUGCUGACAAUGAAGAAUUUUCUUUGAAAAUUAAAGCUUGCAAAGAUACACAGACUGAUCCUGAUUUUUGUAUCGUGGCAAGAGUAGAAGCCUUUAUUGCAGGAUGGGGUUUAGAUGAAGCUUUGAAGCGUGCYGAAGCAUACCGUAAUGCAGGUGCUGAUGCAAUUCUUAUGCACAGCAAAAAAUCUGAUCCUUCUGAUAUUGAAGCCUUUAUGAAAGCAUGGAAGAACCAGGGUCCCGUAGUAAUUGUGCCUACCAAGUAUUACACAGUUCCAAUGGAUCAUUUCCGUGACCUUGRUGUGUCUUUAGUCAUCUGGGCCAAUCACAACAUGAGAGCAUCAGUUGCUGCCAUGCAACAGACCACCAAGCAAAUAUACAAUGACCAAUCACUAGUGAACGUGGAGGGCAAGAUUGCUCCAGUGAAAGAGAUAUUCAGGCUUCAAGGUGACCAGGAACUGAAGGAAGCAGAGAACAAGUAUUUACCCCAGCAAUAAAUACCUUAAUUUGGUAUUAAUGAACUAGUGUCUAUAACCAUCACUGSGAUUUUGGUAAAUGCCAUAUAAUAGAGGUUACACUUAAUAGAGGUUUUAAUGUAAUAAUAACGAACAUGUCAUACAAUUAAUUCAAUGAUUUGAAUAUAUGAUUUACACCCUUUUGCUUGAUGUACAUGUAGACCAAUGAUGAAGGAAAAAAAUACAACUGAACUCAAAACAAAAA
Actinia tenebrosa (Australian red waratah sea anemone) is the source of this 1317-nucleotide messenger RNA. RefSeq names its product phosphoenolpyruvate phosphomutase. Gene Ontology annotation, molecular function: phosphoenolpyruvate mutase activity. The record is from RefSeq and is a predicted model, not a curated record. Lineage: Eukaryota; Metazoa; Cnidaria; Anthozoa; Actiniaria; Actiniidae.